CAACGAUCCGUCCAUCCUCUGCGCCCUCGCAGCCAUCCCAUUGUUCCAAUCACCCCCCACAACCAAUUCUCACGCGCAAGUCAGAACCAUCUGAACUGCCCCAAUGCCGGAUACUCACCGCCCCAAGUCCCGCCCUACGGCAUCCUGUCUCCCCUGUCGCACCCGGAAAGUCAAAUGUAAUCGCCUCACCCCCUGCGAGGCCUGCGUGGCGCGGAACGUCACCCACGAAUGUAAAUAUGCCGUGCCGGACGAGGACCGUCACGCCAUUGCGCAGGCGGAAUUGAUUGCCGAUCUGCGGGCCAAGGUCAAUCGCUUGCGGAGCCAGUUGGUACAGGGCCAGCAGCGGGGCCGGGUGCACGAAUUAGAUCUGGAGGGGGAAGUGGUGGAAGACGAAGAAGUGGAGGAUGGAUUGGCGGACUUGGAGGCUGUGUAUGCGGUGCUUCGGGGAGGGUCGUGGGAGUCGGCGCAGCAGGUGAUUACGAGGAUUCGGGCGGGGCAGCCCAUAGGGGAGAUUACGAGGGAGGUUUACUGAAGCGAAGGGGUUCGUCAGGGCUCAAGUGUAUAUAGUUUGGCAUAUUGCCAUCAGGGAACUCGACUGGAUCGGAUUCAUGAACGGACAUCU
This is a messenger RNA of Aspergillus ibericus CBS 121593, 622 nucleotides long. Its product is annotated as Zn(II)2Cys6 transcription factor domain-containing protein. The transcript has 2 exons. Gene Ontology annotation, molecular function: zinc ion binding; DNA-binding transcription factor activity, RNA polymerase II-specific. Bases 104 to 532 code for a protein of 142 amino acids. The record is from RefSeq and is a predicted model, not a curated record. NCBI's taxonomy places the organism in Eukaryota, Fungi, Ascomycota, Eurotiomycetes, Eurotiales, Aspergillaceae. Gene Ontology annotation, biological process: regulation of DNA-templated transcription.